Scylla paramamosain (green mud crab) is the source of this 3203-nucleotide messenger RNA. RefSeq lists its product as uncharacterized. Bases 64 to 723 code for a protein of 219 amino acids. Lineage: Eukaryota; Metazoa; Arthropoda; Malacostraca; Decapoda; Portunidae. The transcript is spliced from 6 exons. The record is from RefSeq and is a predicted model, not a curated record.
CGCGCGUUUCAGAGGAAUCGGCGGCGUGGACGGACUGUCGUACACGGCUGGCGAUCAGUUGCAAUGCAGCGAGUGGGCGGCUGGCGGGCCGCGGUGGUGGUGGUGGUGGUGGCGGUGGUGUGUUUAGUGGACACCUCCAGGGCCCUCACCUUGCCAGGCAUGGACAAGGCAUGCGGGAAUCUCGGGCCUGGAGAGUGCAUGGCGCGAGUCAGCAAGUGCAAGAUGGUCGGUGAAUUAGCUAAAGGCAAGGGGGGAUACGUGAAACCCGUGCUAGACUGCGCCACCACGCUUGGAAUCCCAAAAAUGCAGGUUGUCGGCGUGAUAGGACCAGCCUUCUCCGCGGGCCAACCGGAGACGAUCGUGGACAGGAUCACCAAUGACAGCGCCAUAUCGGCUCAGCUCCACCAGUGCGUCAACCAGGCUAACGGUUUGAUUGGAAUGGACGGCACCAUCGCACGCCAGGCUAUGGUCAACAAGCUUAUGGCAAGAGGCGUGUACACCCAUCCCACCAUUAUUGACAACGUGGCAGCUGCUCUUGCCCAGUGUCCCGAGCCUCCCCCUUCGCAGGUCGGGCAGUUCCUGGAGUGUGUGAGGGCCACGUGUAUCCAACACAUGCCACCCUCCGUCUCCGCGCUGCCAACUUUCGCUCUGGAGGACGAGAAGGAUGACGACGACAAGGAUAAGCACAAGAAGUGUAAAGGAAAGAAAUGCAAGAAGCACUGAUAAAAUAACGUAGGAAUGGCGCUUACAUGUAUAUUUCCUACCCAUAUGUGUAUGUUCUGAGCAUCUUGUGUGUUAUGAAUGCUUUGUGGUUUUUGUUGUCUUGGUGUGGUGAGGUGUCUGAGGCAGCGCCAGAAGAGUUAUGUAGGAGGGGAGCCAAGGGUGACAGUCUGGUCAAUACAGAAUCCAGCAGCAGGGCGUCUUGGCACCGGCGAGAUGAAUGUAUCAAAUGAGAUGCAUAUUAUGUGCUGGAAGGGAGGAAGAGGUGGCUGAGGGAGAAGUAAUGGCUGGGUGAUGAUGCGCUGAGUACACACAGAUCUGAUGGUCAGGGACACCAUCUCUUAUCUCUACUGCUUUUAAUGAAGUCUAGUGGAAGUUAAUUGGAUAUUUAAUUAAGAGUGUUUUCGUGAUUACAGUGAUAGUAUGACAAAGAGAGUGGAAGUUAUUGGGGGUUUUUAAGAGUAUUUUCGUGAUUACAGUGACAGUUUGACAAGGAGAGUUGAAGUUACAGGGGUUUUUUAAGGGUGUUUUCAUGAUUAUAGUGAUAGUUUAUACAAGAUUUUGCACACCCAACGAAAAAAAAUAAAAAUAUAUAAAUAUCUCAUAAGAAUCUAAAAAAAAUAGUUUGUAAGACUCUUAAAAGUUCCCGUGAGAGCCCAAAUAAUUAUUACCACUAUUAUGCAAGUCUUUUCCUUUUACACACAAUUUGCAAAGAACAGUACAUAUAUUAGUGUGUGAAUAACCCCUACACCACACUUGUAUCCACGACCAGGUUCUUGAGGGAAUGAGCUGUUUAAUGACAGACUUAUGACUGCCGCGCCUUCAACAGUGUACCCAGAUUGAUGCUUCCAGGGAUAAAAUUAAGUAGUAUUAUAAUGUCAUGCUCAGGAAGUCGUUUCAGUAAAUUUACCGUUCUUGCUACUAAUUAUUUAUCUCAGGCUUUCACAUAAAUUAAUGGUUGAUCUUAUGAGAAACAAACGAAACUGCGUCAACCAAAGUAUCAGAAGUGUUCGCAUUUUUUUUUUUUUUUUUUUUUUUUGAGUGUGUCUUAUCUCGACGACUUUACAUAGGUUCUAGGAGGAGUGAUUAAGAUUUCAAGGAUAUUUUUCAUGAUUCUAGUGAUAUUUUUUAACCAUUAUACGUCGUCAGCAGGACCAACAACGCACAAUAUUAGAAUCAAAGCUUUCAUUUCUGUGGUCUUUGUGGUCUUUAUGAGAGUACAAAGAGAUUUAAGUCUUCAUGGGUGCCUACAGCCUUUCAAAAUUCGAAGCUAGAUUACUGAAUGCCUACUGAGCACCCUCCCCAUCCAAGGACGAACUGCAGGAACGAUAAGCCAGACACAUUAAUACUCGUGGCUCAUCGUAAAGUAAGGUACCCAAGGCAAGACUCCUCAUCCACAUAUCACUGACACGCGGCAAGUCAAUCUUAGAAUGGCGCUCGUCUUAAGAGAUAUAAACUCAGACAUUUUUAAUUUCCAUCAUCAUCAUCCUCAUCAUUAUGAAGUGAUCGUGUCUUGCUGUCUUUUUCCUGGUCAUGAUUUGUUAUUGUUUUAUUUCAUAUGGUUCGAUUUUAUUUAUUUAUUCAUUUACCUAUCUAUCUAUCUAUCUAUCUAUCUAUCUAUCUAUCUAUCUAUCUAUCUAUCUAUCUAUCUAUCUAUCUAUCUACUUAUCUAUCUUUUUUUAUGUAAGAGGGUCACUGAGCAAGGGAAACAAAAAAGAAUAAGAGGAAAAAAUAUCCCACUGAGGUGCCAGUCCCAAAAGAGAUGUCAAGAGAAUGUCAAGAGAUGUCUUAAAACCUCCCUCUUGAAAGAUUUCAAGUCAUAGGAAGGAGGAAAUACAGAAGCAGGCAGGGAGUUCUAGAGUUUACCAGAGAAAGGGAUGAAAGAUUAAGAGUACUUGUUAACUCUUGCAUUAGAGAGGUGGACAGAAUAAGGAUGAGAGAAAGAAGAAAGCCUUAUGCAGCGAAACCACAGGAGGAGAUAAGGCAUGCAGUUAGCAAGAUCAGAAGAACAGUUAGCGAGAAAAUAGCGCCAGAAGAUAGCAAGAGAUGCAACACUGCGGCGAUGAGAAAGAGGCUGAAGACAGAGGAGUUGAUAACACGAAAAGCUUUUGAUUCCACCCUGUCUAAAAGAAUGGUAUGAGUGGAACCGCCCCAUCCAUCUAUCUAUCAAUUAUUAUUAUUAUUAUUAUUAUUAUUAUUAUUAUUAUUAUUAUUAUUAUUAUUAUUAUUGUUAUUAUCAUUAUUAUUAUCAUUAUUAUUAUCUUCAUUAAUACUAUCAUCAUUAUAAUUUAUAUAAGAGAGGAUUCUGACCUAGGGCAACAAAAGGGCAGAAAAAAAAGUCCCACUGAAGGCGCCAGUCACGAAAGAGUGUAAUCAGAAUUAGAAUCAAAUAAAUGUUUUCUUCCUUUUUUUUCCCAAACUGUGGCACAUAACGCUGUUAAUUAAGCUUUCAGAGAGGAAGACAAUAAGCAGGUGUGAUUGUA